Molecule: messenger RNA, 2016 nt
Organism: Leishmania mexicana MHOM/GT/2001/U1103
Lineage: Eukaryota; Euglenozoa; Kinetoplastea; Trypanosomatida; Trypanosomatidae
Product: putative transketolase
Exons: 1
Coding region: 1-2016 (671 amino acids)
Biological process (GO): pentose-phosphate shunt
Cellular component (GO): cytosol
Molecular function (GO): transketolase activity
Source: RefSeq, a predicted model, not a curated record
AUGGCCUCCAUUGAGAAGGUGGCAAACUGCAUCCGCUGCCUCGCGGCGGACAUUGUCCAGGGCGGCAAGAGUGGCCACCCAGGCACGCCGAUGGGCAUGGCGCCGAUGUCAGCGGUCCUGUGGACGGAAGUGAUGAAGUACAACAGCCAGGAUCCUGACUGGGUCGACCGCGACCGCUUCGUCAUGUCGAACGGGCACGGCUGCGCACUGCAGUACGCCCUGCUGCACAUGGCGGGCUACAACCUCACCAUGGACGACCUGAAGGGAUUCCGCCAAGAUGGCUCCCGCACCCCUGGCCACCCCGAGCGUUUCGUGACGCCCGGGGUGGAGGUGACGACCGGGCCACUUGGCCAGGGUAUUGCAAACGCGGUCGGACUGGCGAUUGCCGAGGCGCACCUUGCCGCCACGUUCAACCGCCCGGGAUACAACAUCGUUGAUCACUACACUUACGUGUACUGUGGUGACGGUUGUCUGAUGGAGGGUGUGUGCCAGGAGGCGCUCUCCCUCGCCGGCCACCUCGCCCUGGAGAAGCUCAUCGUCAUCUAUGACAGCAACUACAUCUCCAUCGACGGCUCGACAAGCCUCUCCUUCACGGAACAGUGCCACCAGAAGUACGUGGCCAUGGGUUUCCACGUGAUCGAGGUCAAAAACGGUGACACUGACUACGAGGGCCUGCGCAAGGCACUGGCGGAGGCCAAGGCCACGAAGGGCAAGCCGAAGAUGAUUGUGCAAACCACAACGAUUGGGUUCGGGUCUUCGAAGCAGGGAACGGAGAAGGUGCACGGCGCGCCGCUGGGUGAAGAGGAUAUCGCCAACAUCAAGACAAAAUUUGGCCGCGACCCGCAGAAGAAGUACGACGUCGACGACGACGUCCGCGCUGUGUUCAGGAUGCACAUCGAUAAGUGUUCCGCGGAACAGAAGGCGUGGGAGGAACUCUUGGCGAAGUACACAGCCGCGUUCCCGGCCGAGGGUGCCGCCUUUGUGGCGCAGAUGAGGGGCGAGCUGCCGUCUGGGUGGGAGGCGAAGCUCCCGACGAACUCCUCGGCCAUCGCGACGCGCAAGGCGAGCGAGAACUGCCUGGCUGUGCUCUUCCCGGCCAUCCCGGCUCUCAUGGGCGGAUCGGCUGACCUCACGCCGAGCAACCUGACGCGCCCCGCGUCGGCAAACUUGGUGGACUUCUCGUCGAGCAGCAAGGAGGGUCGCUACAUUCGCUUCGGUGUCCGUGAACAUGCCAUGUGCGCCAUCCUCAACGGUCUCGACGCCCAUGAUGGUAUCAUCCCGUUCGGCGGCACCUUCCUCAACUUCAUCGGCUACGCCCUUGGUGCAGUGCGCCUCGCCGCGAUUUCUCACCACCGCGUCAUCUACGUGGCGACACACGACAGCAUCGGCGUUGGCGAGGACGGGCCAACCCACCAGCCUGUCGAGUUGGUGGCUGCCCUGCGUGCCAUGCCAAACCUGCAGGUGAUACGUCCUAGCGACCAGACAGAGACGAGCGGUGCGUGGGCUGUUGCACUGUCUAGUAUUCACACUCCAACGGUUCUGUGUCUGAGCCGCCAGAACACCGAGCCGCAGUCGGGGUCGAGCAUCGAGGGUGUGAGGCACGGCGCCUACUCGGUGGUGGAUGUGCCCGACCUGCAGCUCGUGAUCGUGGCGAGCGGCUCGGAGGUGUCGCUGGCGGUGGAUGCUGCCAAAGCGCUCUCGGGUGAGCUGCGCGUAAGGGUCGUGUCGAUGCCGUGCCAGGAGCUCUUCGACGCACAACCGGAUACGUACCGCCAGGCUGUGCUCCCCGCGGGUGUGCCGGUGGUGUCGGUGGAGGCGUACGUCAGUUUUGGCUGGGAGAAAUACUCCCAUGCGCACGUGGGCAUGUCCGGCUUCGGUGCCUCGGCCCCGGCGGGUGUGCUAUACAAGAAGUUUGGAAUUACCGUCGAGGAAGUGGUGAGGACGGGCCGUGAGUUGGCCAAGCGCUUCCCCGAUGGCACGGCGCCGCUCAAGAACUCUUCAUUCAGCAAGAUGUAA